Messenger RNA from Carassius carassius (crucian carp), 3609 nucleotides. RefSeq names its product melatonin receptor type 1B-A-like. Gene Ontology annotation, biological process: G protein-coupled receptor signaling pathway. Lineage: Eukaryota; Metazoa; Chordata; Actinopteri; Cypriniformes; Cyprinidae. The transcript has 2 exons. Bases 873 to 1940 code for a protein of 355 amino acids. The record is from RefSeq and is a predicted model, not a curated record. Gene Ontology annotation, cellular component: membrane. Gene Ontology annotation, molecular function: melatonin receptor activity.
UCGCGGAUUUCGGUCCUCAAUGAAGAGAGCGCGAGAGACCGGUCGCGCGGAGCGGGUCGAAGGCGAUGACUCUCCGGCUGGACUUAACCGAGAACUGGACCGGAAACCGCUCGCUGAGGGACACUGAGUCGCCGAGGGACGUCGCUUUUAAAGCGGCAAAGCACGGAAUUACCGCUCAGAAAUGCUCGUUUUCUAAGUUGGAUUCUUUCAUUUAACGACAGUCUUGCCCCUCAAACGCCAAGACCAUCGUAGACAAAAAAUAAGCGUUUUUUAACGACACACACUUGUGCCAAAACCAGUCACACAUUGCACUUUAUGGUUUGACACUCCCCAGACGGGAAUUCGACCGAAACGGGAGCCCAUCAUCUGAUCUCACGCAUCGGAUUCCGUCGCCACCGAGUGAAUUAAUGAAUAAAUAAAGUCUGACUGACUGGACAGAGCGGCGAGCCGACGCGUCACACGUUUGAAGCUUUUUGACGCCUCUUAGCUCAAGCCUCAAUGUAAAUAAGGCAAAAGGAUGAAGAACUGGACGAGGAGGAAGAGGGGUGAAUCCACGCCAGCGUGAUUCUUCAGUAAUCAAUGGGAAUACCGGAGACCUUCUCGUGCGUCUCUGCGCUCUCACCGUGAGCGAGUUUUAAAAGAGCGCGCGGCGAGGGAGAACGAGCACUGUGAAGUUGAACGUAUUUGUUAAUCAAGUGGAAAAAAAUGUUUUUAUGUGGCACAUGAAUGAGAAAACAAAGCGCGUCACCGAGCUCCCCAAGGCUCGCUGAGAAUGUGGAAAUGUUUAAUUGUUGACGAGGGUGAAGAUGGCAGAGGCUUCGUGAGAAAGAUACCGAGCGUGUUUUUGUGAGAGAGGGUGAAGUUAAUUCGACAUGCCCGAGAAUGUCUCCCUAAUCAGGAACCGGACGGAAGUCGGGCAGGGUCGCGCUUGGGGUGUCGGAGCGGGCGCGCGGCCAGCAUGGGUCGUCAUGGUGCUCGCCGGUGUGCUGAUCUUCACGAGCGUGGUGGAUGUGCUCGGUAACGUGCUGGUUAUCAUCUCGGUUCUCAGAAAUAGGAAACUGAGAAACGCGGGUAAUGCAUUUGUAGUGAGCCUGGCUUUCGCCGAUCUCCUGGUGGUUUGCUAUCCCUACCCUCUGGUCUUGCAUGGCAUGCUGCACGCGGGCUGGUUGCCCGGGGAGUUGGAGUGUAAGGUCAGCGGCUUCCUGAUGGGUGCGAGCGUCAUCGGCUCCAUCUUCAACAUCACCGCCAUCGCCAUCAACCGCUACUGUUUCAUCUGCCAGGCCAACACCUACGAGAAAAUCUACGGCCGCGCUGGAACCCUGGCGCUACUGAUGUUAGUCUGGGUGCUCACCGCCAUCGCCAUUCUUCCAAACCUGGCACUGGGGUCGUUGACGUACGACCCUCGCGUUUAUUCAUGCACCUUUAGUCAGACAACAAGUGCAGGCUACACCAUUGCUGUAGUGACCGUGCAUUUCCUGCUUCCUAUCGCGGUAGUAACGUUCUGCUAUCUGAGGAUUUGGGUGCUGGUGCUCCGUGUGAGGAGGCGGGUCACAACCGACGUCAGGCCACGCCCCCGUCCGGGUGAGUUGCGCCACUUCUUGACCAUGUUUGUCGUCUUUGUGCUGUUUGCUGUCUGCUGGGCGCCACUAAAUUUGAUCGGCCUGGCUGUAGCGGUGGACCCGCCCCGUGUAGCACCCUUGGUCCCCGAUUGGCUGUUUGUGGUGAGUUAUUUCAUGGCAUACUUUAACUCCUGCCUGAACGCUGUAGUGUACGGACUACUCAAUCAGAACUUCCGCAGAGAAUAUCGAAGAAUACUUCUGUCACUUUGUAAGCCACGCCUCUUCCUGCAGGAGACAUCAAGGGGCGGGACUGAGCGCAGCAACAAACAUUCACCUGGCAACAACAAUAACGAUGAUCAGCCCAAAGCGAACACAAUAUAACUUACCAACAAUACAUUUAAUUGUUCAGAGAUAUCAAAGAAAGAAUGCUGCAAAAAUGUUAUAAAUUGUGUCCACUAAUAUUUUGAAAAUGUUGUUUUUAUGUCUCACUUUAGAUACCACCCCAAUACCUCAUUUGUUAGAAACCAUACAAUUAUAAUAAUCCUCAGUAUUAGAAAAGUUAAUUACAUCGCACAAGUAUUACAAUCACAUUCAAUUAAUGCAUGCUUAUGACUGAGAACAGUGCAAUAAAUCAUUACCAGACAAAAGGUGCAAGCUUGAGAAAGACGAAGACCGCAGAACAUGUUCAUCUUCUCCAAACAAGCGCCCCUAGAAAAUAACUUAUAUUUCUCACUGUUAGUUGGAGGCUGUUUUUUCCAUCCAUCCAUAAAUUCUCACCUUAAAAGAGCUCUCACAAGAAGGCAGCACCAAGAGGACUCACCGUUUCACAAGUGCUUCCCUAAUGAUAUAACAAUAUUUAAGAAACGCUCCCUGAAUGCUUACACAUUUGUGACCAUUCAGCACCUUGACAUACGUUUUCCCAGCACUCCAAUAGUGUUAGCGCUUUUGGCACUGUAGAGCCUCCCCUUGUGCUAUGCAACCAAUUAAUUUUAAACUCAACGGAGAAAGUGUAAAACAGGGCUCCCUUAGGUUUGCAGCAAAGGUUAUCCAAACGUUCCCCAAAACACUGCAGCAUCAUUCUUGUAAAACUCCCCUAUUGCUAUGCAAACUCAACUUGAGUUACUCCAACAGCUGCAUUCAUACGAACACUGUUGAACUCUCCCUAUAAUCUUCCCACAAAAUUCCUCUACUACAGUAGGUCUGUGGAUGCAGUCCUAUGGGAAAAUGCCAAACUGCUGCAUGAACAUGCUUUUAUAUUGUCUAUAGGUUUAAAAACAUAAUACGCUCCCUAUGUCUUCAUGUGCACCAGAACACAUCUGCACAUUCUGCACGUUAUGCCACACUUACAUCGAAUCCAUUAACAGGGUUCAAAUGGGUUCAAAAACACAAUUUAAUAAUAUAAUAAGUAAUGAGCAUAGGGCUUCAUAUUUAUUUAACACAAUAAAUAGACUAUUUGUCAGCAUCUUUAAUUUCUUAAAAGUCUGAUUUAUAAAAAUAUUAAUAAUAAGACAAGAGUUGAAAUUAUUAAUAUACCUGCUUUAAUAUACCAGCAUGUCACUCUGUGUCAAUUGAUAUUUUAUACACACUUCAAGAUGCCAGUCAAUCAGACCACAAAAAUAAAGGACCAAUUCUUCAUGAAAUACAUUUGAUAGCUUUGAUAUACUGUAUGAUCAAUUCAUCCAGAUACAGUCAUUUAUAGAUAGUUUGAAAGUUAAAACUCAUAUUAGUGACUAAAAUUACAUUUUAGUAUUUAGUAGUUUCACUUAACAAAUAAUGUAAGUUUUACUUUGCUUACCCAGUACUAGUUGUCUGUCUGUCUGUGAUGAUAAGCAAUGGGCUCUGGAUGUUACCAUUUCACAAAGAAUGCGCUUUGUGUUCCACUGCGCCUCUUUUGAAUAAUUUUUGAAAACCGAAAUCUUUGAUUCUACCUUCUCAGUGUCUUGCACAUGCGCUCCCCAUUUUUAAAUUGGUGUGUAUGAUUAACUUUUAAAGCACAAGUCGAGAUCCUGCAAUAUUUUCCAUGUCACUGAGCUGGCGUUUUGCGCAUUUA